Messenger RNA from Haliotis rufescens (red abalone), 3050 nucleotides. RefSeq names its product caspase a-like. The transcript has 7 exons. Bases 327 to 1739 code for a protein of 470 amino acids. The record is from RefSeq and is a predicted model, not a curated record. Gene Ontology annotation, molecular function: cysteine-type endopeptidase activity. Gene Ontology annotation, biological process: proteolysis. Lineage: Eukaryota; Metazoa; Mollusca; Gastropoda; Lepetellida; Haliotidae.
UAAAUAUGUAUGUGAAUAAUUAAAUGCUUGUUUUUAAAUUUGAUGUGAUGCUAUAAGCAACUGACAUUAUUAAAGGCUCUGUCCAUCAAUUGUCAUCAAUUGUUUUUUAAUAUGACAUUGCUUAAAUAACUAAAUUGUGUAUACAUUAGCUUGGUCUCGUCGCUAUAUGGCUGAAAUAAUGCCGAUGCGACGUUAAAUUUUAACUCACUCACUCGCACUUGACACCCCAAGAGGUGCUACAGUAAAAAACCUGAGUCAUCGUUUACUCUGUUAAAUCGUUCAUUUUGUUUGGACUUUCAGGUACCAGGAAGAUUAAGAUAUUGAACAUGGAACGCACAUUAGUUCAUAAAUACAGAGCAGUAAGCAUGGCAGGAGGAGGUUUUGAUGCCGACAAUAUCUGUGACCUUAUUGAAGAUUCUGAGCCGUUUGAGUCACUUGCUGCAUCAAACACAUCCCCUGAGGCCACAUCUACACAAAUCGUUGCAAAUAGGGAUACGGCUACCACAGAUAUUGCUCCCAACAUGGCGACACAGGUAACAACUACGACUUCACGGACAGACAGAGUUGGUAAGAGUUUUGAUGCUGCACUUGUAUAUGAAACGGCUGAUGAGGAUCUAGCUGAGGAAAUUUUUGAAGAAAUGAAUCAACUUUGUUUAACUGAUGGUACUGCUGUUGAUGUGAGACUUUUCACACAUCCAUGUUUUGGUGCAGAUCUGGUACAAAGACCUGGUGUAAUCGCUUCAAAAUGCAGGUUGGUGCUCUUUCUCCACACAUGCAACAUGUCGAAUGAUAGAGUUGCCGAAUUUACCCGACACGAAGCUAUUGCACAAAUACGUAUACAUGAAAAUAAAGAUUACGUGAGAUCUCUACGUACAGACAAAAGACUAAAGCCCUUAGAUGGUCUUAAAUCUCAAGAUGCCCUUGAUUGGAUAAAACCUGUCACUCUGAGAAUGAAACAGAAAGUGAAAGAUAUCAUCACAUGGCAGAGACGCAGUCCUUUGGCAGCAGAAAUGUCGGCUCUGACAAUAAAGCAUUCAGAUGAUCGUUGCUACGAAAUGAUGUCUGAACCAAGAGGACUUUGUGUCAUCCUCAACAUUGUACAUUUCGACAAGACAGGCUUCAACAGACAUGCAGCAGCUGGUGCAAAUGCGAAACUGAAAACAUUAUUUGAGGACUUGAAGUUUAAAGUUUGGUCAUACACUGAUAACACAAAGAAGGAAAUAGAGAAGAUACUUGAAGAUGCAGGCAAAUACAUGGACGACAAUGCCACCGACUGUUUUGUGGUCUUUAUUUCUUCACAUGGAAGAGAAGGGGUAAUAUAUAGUAAAGACCUCCAAAGGAUUUGUAUCAAAGACAUUGCACGUCAAUUUAGACCUGACAAGUGUCCCAAUCUGAAAGGGAAACCAAAGCUGUUUUUCAUUGACGCAUGUAGGAAGUAUGAUUUUUCUGUCAGCUGUAAUGAGUCUUGUGGCGAUAUUGAGGAUAUUGAAGACUUCUUUUUCUGCUAUGCUGCCCAACCUGGUGAAAGUUCAAUUCGAAACAAUGAGACAGGAGAUGUUUUCACUGACGAAUUUAUAAAAGUAAUGACUGAGCUGUCGGGCAGCGAUCAUCUAGCAGAUAUCAUGACGGUAGUGACGAGACGAGUCAAAGGUAGGAAAGUGGUCAACCGCUAUGAGGAAUGGCAAGGACAAUUCCCCGAUGUUAGUUCCAAGUUGACCAAAAAACUUUAUUUUAGAUGAUGUCAGAUGUAAAUGUGUCGUAUUCCUUUCACUGGGAUAAAAAAGGUGGUGAAAAAAGGAAGUCAAGAUCGCAAUUGACAAUUCCCAGACAUAACGUGCCGACAUAGUGUUCUGGACAAGAGGAUCGAUCGCCAUUUCAGUAAUGUAUUGGAUCAAGCCUGGACACUGUGCACUUUGAAUGUGUGAUGAAAUGCGUUUUCAUCACUGACAAGAUGUAACAUGUAUGUUUGAAAUAAGAUGUUACUUCCCCCACUUGAGAUUGACGUUAUCGGAAGUUGAUAUACAGAAGAACACGGAUAUAACGGAUAGUGAGAACAAACCGAUACAACGAACUGUUAAAAAAUCCCCGAUUUAUCUCCUCUAUAUGAUCAUAUAUAAUUUAUGUACAUAACAAACUCUCUUCAGCGAACUAACGUAUAUAGCGAACUGAUAUCUGACCACUCACAAUCCCAUCUACCGCUAAUAAGUGACGUGAAAAGCGAACUGAGAAAUCUCACUCAGUGUCAAGUGUCAGUGACAAUUGGCUGUUCGCAAUCAGAGGCGAAUGAAUCAAAACAGUCGAGAUGAAUCAGCAUAAUCACUGGUGACGAAUCAACUUUGCUGAACAUGCAUUAUGUUAAUCUUAUCUGUCCAAGUAAUUCGACUAAUCUUGUCUGUUAAACAGGCAAAUUUCAUUCAAUAAUGUUUACAUUAAUUUCGGUGAAACCGUGUGUGAAGUGAUCCGUAGAUCGCUCAACUCACCGUAAUUUGAGCAACCGCGGUCAGUUUACCGCUUUUGACGCCUUGAAAUGAACUUUAGUUGCAAGAGAAUAGAUACAUAUAUCAUAAAUGCCAUACUUUGACUAGUUAAAAGUCAUAUUUGAGGCAAAUUGUUCCAUACGUAAAAAUAUCCGUCAAUAGCAAUCACCUAUACCAAAGAGCUACGCUUAUGGUUCUUAUAAUUUUAAAUAUGUAUAGUGAAAACUGUAAAAUAACACGAUAUUGGAAUGUAUUAUUCUGAUAAAAUAAUAAAUUCAGACACAAUUCUUCCGACCAUUGCAUCAAUAUUUUUUGAAGUUGUGUCAUUGGGUACUUUUCAACUGAAUCACCGGUAGAUGCGGGAGGCAAAGUGUACAAACGUAUGUUCUCGUGUUUUGUUUUAGCCAAGAUGGCGGACGUUUCCGAGCCGAAACGUAUAUAACGAACAACGUAUAUAACGAACUGAUUUCUCCGGUCCCUUGUAGUUCGUUAUAUCCAUGUUCUACUUUCACUAACGUGUUAUAGACUUGACACAGGUAUAUGUUCAUCAACUUUCAAAUAAAUCAAUAUUUG